GGCCUCCGCUCAAAACAGAAAAAAGAAAACUUUAGGGCUCCUCCCCCGCCGGAAUAACAGAUGCUACCAGUUCCACCGCUUGCCGCCGCCCGCCGCGCCGCCACAGCCGCCGCGAGUGGCGCCGCCCACCGGCUCCUCCUCCCAGUACGCUCUCUAUCCUCCUACCCCUCUUCCUCGAGCACUCUCGUACCGCGCCGCCGCUUCGGCCACAUGCCGCAGGAGUGCACGUUCGAGCGCGCCCUCCUACCGCCGGUGGGACGGAACUUUGCGGUGGCAGUGGGGGACGGGGUCCUGGAUGGCGAGGCCCCGUCGCUGCUGGUGGUGUCGUUCUACAGGUUCGCUGAUUUCCCCGACCAUGCUGCAUUCCGGAGGCCGCUUAAGGAGCUCUGCGAGGAGCUGCAUGUUUCAGGUGGCAUUAUCCUUGCACCAGAGGGAAUCAAUGGUAGUAUAUGUGGAACCCCAGUUGCUGUGGACAAAGUCUUAAACUUUAUUCAAGAAGAUGACCGCUUAAAAGGAUUGAGAAUGAUCCAGUCACCUGUUACUCCAGAGGAUGAGGCCAUACAUCAUGGACAUACCAGUCACUCCCCUGUUGGUGCUGGGGAAGAUGCACCAUUCCGGUGGGAUCAUGUCCGUGUUAAAUUGAAAAAGGAGAUAGUGACUUUUGGAGACCCAGGUGUUACGCCAACUAAAAUGGUUGGAAAAUAUGUUAAGCCGAAAGACUGGAAUAACUUGAUUAGUGAUCCAGACACCGUUGUCAUUGAUGUUCGUAAUAUGUAUGAGAUACGCAUAGGAAAGUUUAAGAAAGCUGUUGAUCCAUGUACAAACUCAUUCAGAGAGUUUCCUACAUGGGUUGACGAUCAAUUCCAAUUGGUUGAAUCUAACACCCAAGGGUCUGGGGUAGAUGAUAAUGGAACUGGUGAACCAGCAGCAGACCUUAAUGGCAGCAAAUCCAAACAGCUACCAAGAGUUGCUAUGUACUGCACUGGUGGUAUCCGAUGUGAGAAGGCAUCAAGCUUUCUCCUCGGCAAGGGCUUUAAAGAGGUUUAUCAUUUGGAAGGUGGGAUAUUGAAGUAUCUGGAGGAAAUACCAAAGGCUGAAAGUUUGUGGGAGGGUGAAUGCUUUGUGUUUGACAAGCGUGUCUCGGUAGAGUAUGGAUUGGCCCAAGGCACCCACAAACUUUGCUAUGGGUGUAAGCAGCCAGUAAGCAAUGAAGACAUGGAAUCACCUCAAUGGGAGUAUGGUGUCUCUUGUCCUUAUUGCUUCGCAACGAAAUCCGAGGAGGAGAAGGAAAGGGCUAGGGCUCGGCAGCAUCAAUUCAAGACCUGGGGAGUGAUUGGUGGUCCUGAUAAGGGCAGGAGUACAAAAAGGCCUGAUGCUAACAAUGCAAUGGAGUCCAUACAGUUGCCCAAGUCAGUCUAACAUAAAUUGCGUGUCUGAAACUCAGAUGAUUGAAGUGUUGUUGACAAAAGUGAGGGAACCCGCCAGAUGGGCAGUGCUUUUGUAUUGGUUUGCUGCCUAGAGACAAGCUGCAUGGCCAUAUUUGGAAACAGUUGGUACCGUUUUGUUUUAGAUUGUAACAUUGCUAACCCUUGAGCUGCUAAAGAAUGUUCAAGGUAGCGCGGAACAAAUAUAAGUUAUUAUUUAACAAAAAAACAACACGUUUACAUUUUAUUUGGUGAAACUACCUGAAUACCAGCUGUAGGGAUGAAAACGGAUCGCCAGCUGCUGUAGGCAUGAAAACGGAUCGGAUA
This is a messenger RNA of Sorghum bicolor (sorghum), 1751 nucleotides long. RefSeq names its product rhodanese-like domain-containing protein 7. The coding region runs from base 61 to 1419 and encodes 452 amino acids. The record is from RefSeq and is a predicted model, not a curated record. Lineage: Eukaryota; Viridiplantae; Streptophyta; Magnoliopsida; Poales; Poaceae. The transcript is spliced from 5 exons.